This is a messenger RNA of Lodderomyces pseudojiufengensis, 942 nucleotides long. RefSeq names its product pantoate--beta-alanine ligase (gene PAN6). NCBI's taxonomy places the organism in Eukaryota, Fungi, Ascomycota, Pichiomycetes, Serinales, Debaryomycetaceae. Gene Ontology annotation, biological process: pantothenate biosynthetic process. The transcript has a single exon. Bases 1 to 942 code for a protein of 313 amino acids. Gene Ontology annotation, molecular function: pantoate-beta-alanine ligase activity. The record is from RefSeq and is a predicted model, not a curated record.
AUGACCGUAUCAAGUAAAAUCCAAAUACUAAGAACUGUACAACAAGUAAGACAAUGGCGACAUCAAACUUUAAUCAAUAAUCAGUCAGUAGGAUUUGUUCCAACAAUGGGAGCGUUACAUCAAGGUCAUUGUUCAUUGGUGGCAGAAUCAAUUAAAGAGAAUGAUAAAACAAUUGUUUCAAUAUUUGUAAACCCAUCACAAUUUGCACCUCACGAAGAUUUGAAUAAUUAUCCAAGAACUUUGGAUCGAGAUUUAGAAAUCUUGUCCACAGAAUUUAGAAAUAAACCAGUUGAUGCUGUGUUUGUACCGAAAAUGUCAGAAAUGUAUCCAAACGGAAUAGUUUUAGAAGUAGAGAAACAAAGAGGCACAUUUGUAACUGUACAUGGAUCAAGUGAACAAUUAGAAGGUGUAACCCGACCUCAAUUUUUUAGAGGAGUUGCUACAGUAGUCACAAAAUUACUAAAUAUAGUACAACCAACUAGAGUUUAUUUUGGUCAAAAAGAUGCUCAACAAUGUGUGGUUAUCAGAAAUUUAGUCAAAGAUUUAAUGAUACCAACUGAAGUGAGAGUUAUGCCUACCUUAAGAGAAUCCAAUGGAUUGGCGAUGUCUUCAAGAAAUGAAUAUCUAUCAAAAGAAAUGAAAGACAAAAGUUCUAUAAUAUAUCGAGCAUUAAGAAAAGGUGAAGAAUUAUUCAAUAAAGAAACUAAGCUACAUCAUAAAAAAUCAGUUGAAUCUAAAUUAAUAAUCUCAGAAAUUGCCGACUUAAUACAGCAAGAUCCAGAUUUUGAAAUAGAAUACAUAGCAGUCAGCCAUCCCGAGACUUUGGAAGAUUUGGGUGAAGUUAAACCAGGCUUGGGUGCUGUCGUUUCCUGUGCUGUGAAAGCUCCUAAAGAAAAUAGUAACGAACUUACGAGAUUAAUUGACAAUAUCAUUUUAAAUUAA